ACCUGCCUGGAGUUGGAACGCUAUCUUCAGAGUGAGCCCUGCUACGUGUCAGCCUCUGAGAUAAAAUUUGACAGCCAGGAAGAUCUGUGGACCAAAAUCAUUCUAGCUCGAGAGAAGAAGGAGGAAUCAGAACUGAAGAUUUCUUCUAGUCCCCCAGAAGACUCUCUGAUCAGCCCCAGCUUUAAUUAUAACUUAGAGACCAACAGCCUAAACUCUGAUGUCAGCAGCGAGUCUUCAGACAGUUCUGAGGAACUUUCACCCACGACCAAAUUUACCUCUGAUCCCAUUGGUGAAGUCUUAGUCAGUUCAGGAAAUCUGAGCUCCUCCGUCAUUUCCACACCUCCUUCUUCUCCAGAAGUGAACAGGGAAUCUUCUCAACUAUGGGGCUGUGGGCCAGGAGACCUACCCUCACCAGGGAAGGUUCGAAGUGGAACUUCUGGGAAGUCUGGUGACAAGGGUAGUGGCGAUGCCUCCCCAGAUGGCAGGAGGAGGGUACAUCGAUGCCACUUCAACGGCUGCAGGAAAGUUUACACUAAAAGCUCCCACUUGAAAGCACAUCAACGUACUCACACAGGAGAAAAGCCUUACAGAUGCUCAUGGGAAGGUUGUGAGUGGCGUUUUGCAAGAAGUGAUGAAUUAACCAGACACUUCCGGAAGCAUACCGGUGCCAAGCCUUUUAAAUGCUCUCACUGUGACAG
Messenger RNA from Cricetulus griseus (Chinese hamster), 698 nucleotides. The record is from RefSeq and is a predicted model, not a curated record. NCBI's taxonomy places the organism in Eukaryota, Metazoa, Chordata, Mammalia, Rodentia, Cricetidae.